Gongylonema pulchrum is the source of this 285-nucleotide messenger RNA. Lineage: Eukaryota; Metazoa; Nematoda; Chromadorea; Rhabditida; Gongylonematidae. The record is from the annotation of a GenBank genome assembly.
CUGCUCAGUGGGUUUCAGUUUUGUCUUUUUAGGUACAGCCUUUUACGUUUUCAAACAACGAGCACAGAAUGGCUAGAAAAAGUGGAAGCUGAUGGUUUUGCUCUAAAUCACGUAAGCUAUAUUAAGUAUGAUGAGCCGAAAAGGCCGUUGAUUGAUAUAUGGGCAGAACCGAAUAGGUACCGCAAGCAUGCCGAUGUACUCGUUGCUCCAGAAUUCCUAGACACUUUCCUGGUUUUACUCAAACGGCACGGCGUAAGUGAUGUGCAAAUCAUCAAAAAAGACAUA